Molecule: messenger RNA, 819 nt
Organism: Cinara cedri
Lineage: Eukaryota; Metazoa; Arthropoda; Insecta; Hemiptera; Aphididae
Source: the annotation of a GenBank genome assembly
AUGAUUAAAGCAUUAUCAAUAUCAGUAACAGCACUUACUUUACUGUUAUCACAACAAUCUCUGGCAGAAGGAUUUUACAUCGGAGGCAAAUACCAUGGUCAAUUUUUAAACAACACAGGUUCGCUAGAGGUAACAAGCUCUUCAGGUAAGGAUAUCACAGCUGCUAAUAUAAAUGAUAGAAUUGGAGCAAACACAGAAGGUCAGUCGAUCAGCGAUUACAAACCGAAUUACAAUCCUCCAUUUUCUGCAAGUGUAGUGCUUGGCGGUGUAAAACAGCUUGAACAGCAUGAAUGUAGGUUUGAAUUGGAGGGAAUGCAUUCUCAGGUAAAAGUAGAUAACAUUGGCUUAAUAAACGGACCAAUUACCGUAAUGUAUAAUAUGAAAGAUAAAGAUAACAAAGAUGCUGCAUAUUCAAUGAUAGCAAAUCAUGACCAGAUUGAGAACUCAUCUGUCAUGGUAAACGCUUAUCACCAUUGGAAAAAUGACCAAUUUUCUUUCUCCCCUUAUGUUGGAGCUGGAAUUGGUGGAACAAGAAUAAAAAUGUUUGAAAAAACAUCAAUUAGACCUGCAUAUCAACUGAAAGCUGGCCUUAAUUACCAAGUAAAUAAGGAUACAGAUAUAUAUGUUGGAUACAGACACUUCGGUGUUAUUGGUGGUAAUUUUGACGAAUUUGAAACUUCAAAAGUUAAAAUUGGAACAAAGAAUGAUCCAAAUGCAGUAAAUUUUGAAAAAGAUAAUAGUGUCACCACUAAUUUAAAGAGCAGCUUUUUCGGUACACAUGGCGUGGAAGUUGGUAUGACCGUUCGCUUUGCAAGCUGA